Messenger RNA from Cololabis saira (Pacific saury), 1655 nucleotides. RefSeq names its product PRELI domain containing 1a (gene prelid1a). Gene Ontology annotation, molecular function: phosphatidic acid transfer activity. Gene Ontology annotation, biological process: phospholipid transport. The coding region runs from base 159 to 791 and encodes 210 amino acids. Gene Ontology annotation, cellular component: mitochondrial intermembrane space. The record is from RefSeq and is a predicted model, not a curated record. The transcript is spliced from 6 exons. Lineage: Eukaryota; Metazoa; Chordata; Actinopteri; Beloniformes; Belonidae.
GUUUGACCUUCUCCGCUCCGCAGCAGCAGCAGCCGUCACGUGUGACAAGCUGGUGGCUUCACGAUGAGUUUCGCACCUUCAGGAUUGUUGAAUUGUUAAUGCUGAUCCUUUAAAUAGUGACGCCGUACAGGCUUCUGCCACAAUAAACCAAGGGAACAAUGGUGAAGUACUUUUGCUGUGCAGGUUUGCUAAAAAGCACCUGGGACCAAGUGUGCAUUGCUUUUUGGCAGAAAUAUCCAAACCCUUACAGUAACCACGUCUUGACGGAGGAUAUCAUCUUCCGAGAAGUCACCCCAACCAACUGUCUGAUUUCCAGACGUCUGUUGACCAAAACUAGCCGCUCGCCUCGCUGGAUGGAACGAUAUCUUCCCAAGCACAUGGCCAGCUCGGCCUACAUCAUCGAGGACUCCAUCAUCGACCCUCAGCAACGGACCAUGACCACGAUGACGUGGAACAUCAGCCACGCUCGUCUGAUGUCUGUGGAGGAGCGGUGCAAGUAUCGAAUCAACCCCGAGAAUGGCAGCUGGACGGAGAUUACAAGAGAAGCCUGGAUCUCCACCAGUGUCUACGGGCUCUCUAGAGCUAUUCAGGAAUUUGGUCUGGCGCGAUUCAAGACCAGCGUCACAAAGACUAUGAAAGGCUUUGAGUACGUGCUUGCCAAAAUGCAAGGUGAAACGCCAUCAAGAACCUUAGCAGAAACGGCUACAGAGCGGGCGAGGGAGACGGCGCUGGCAGCUAAAGAGAAAGCCAAGGACCUCGCCUCGCAUGCUCAGAAGAAACAAUACGUCUGAUGAGCUAGUUGAUUCAUUGGUUCCGCAGCCACUGAUACUGGGACAGAUUUACAUUCACCAACUCUCAAUGUUCAGUCAGCACUGGGUUAAUACCAACGCUAAUCCCAGUCAUGGUGAAACACCUCUGUGAGGAUGCAUUCGAAUGAAAUGGUGGGUGGACCAUUUAAAGGCCUGAGCUGGGUUCAAGAGCCUGUCCCAGCCUCCCUGAUUAUAUUUCUCUUGAGUUUAUUAUACCUCUGACGCAACAACACCUCAGUAUUAACCACGGAGACGAAUAUUGGAAGAUUGGCUGAAUGUGGCUGAAAUAAAGGACGACGACCAACGCUGGAAGUGUUCCUUAAACCUUUACUUAAACCGUGUCCCUGUAUGUUUCAUUAAUUUGUAACGGCUCCCUUUUCUUUGUGGUCUUUUAGCAGCAUUGCUCCAAAAUAUGUUUAAUAAUUUAUAAUUCAGUUGUUGCAUUCAUUCGUGUUUUUUGUUCAUGUCAUCCGAUCAUACCUUAAUCACCUCACCAAGACUGAUUAUCUUAUUGCCUCAAGCUAAAGUGUAUCAGCUCAACCUCCAAGUUGUCGGCAAUCUUUGCUUGAUAGGAAAUACUGCGUAGCUCCUCUGCUGUGGUGAGAGCUUUGCAUAAUAGCAUCUUCAGCCAAAUUGCUAUGUAUGUUCACCCUAGAGCUUGUUUUGUGACUGGAAGUACAGCUUAUCAAUAAAUGGACAUUUUGUAAUCAUAAUGUUGUAACAUCCUGUAUGUAUGACGUUUACACCAGUUGUGAUUGAUUAGCAGGGGAUGAGGGGGGUCAAGCUUUCAAAGCUUCUAUGCUCGUUUUGUUGGUUUGCUGCAAAUCCCUCUAAAUAAAAUAUUUG